Molecule: messenger RNA, 1437 nt
Organism: Aspergillus oryzae RIB40
Lineage: Eukaryota; Fungi; Ascomycota; Eurotiomycetes; Eurotiales; Aspergillaceae
Gene: fmpA
Product: fructosyl amino acid oxidase fsqB
Exons: 2
Coding region: 1-1437 (478 amino acids)
Molecular function (GO): L-pipecolate oxidase activity; flavin adenine dinucleotide binding; proline dehydrogenase activity
Source: RefSeq, a predicted model, not a curated record
AUGCCCGCACCAAAGUCGAUCAUCAUUGUUGGAUCUGGGGUUUUUGGGUUAUCCACGGCCCAUGCAAUGUCCCAGAAUAACGAAUUCGCGAGUAGCAAGAUCACCCUAAUUGACAGUUGGAACUUCGAGCCAUCCGGGCCCUCCGCCUCAGCCCCUAAUCCCAGCGCCGCGAAUUUCGAUACUUCCCGCAUCAUUCGCAGCGAUUACUCGCACAGAAUCUACGCCACACUCGCCCGCGAAGCACAGCAGAAGUGGAAAGCAGAAUGGGGCGCGGAUGGACGUUACCGCAACCAGAGCAUUGUCAUGAUCGGGGAAGGUCACUCCAUGAAGCAGCCGAUGAAAGCGUUGGAGAGCAUCAACUAUGUCAAGCACGCCUAUGCCCAAAGUUACGAGCGAGCGGGGCGAAACAGUGACAUUGUGCACAUCCUGGAUUCGGAGUCAGCCGUAUGGGAGGCACUCGGACUCGGUACUCCAGAUGAGGCUAGUAAGGCUGGCCCUAACGCGUCGGAGUUGAGGGGAUACCGAAACCACAAUUGCGGAUGGGCGGAAAGUGGAGCCACGAUGGCUUGGCUGCGUCAAAAAACCAUUCAUUCGGACCGCAUCGACAUCCAUAUUGGUCAAGUCGUGGGUUUGCGGGUCUGUUCGGACUCGCCGUCCGAAUCUCACGUCAACGCCGAGCCCCGAGUCUGCGGUGUCAUCCUCGACGAUGGAAGCCAAUUGACCGCCGAUUUGACCGUAUUGGCUGCCGGCGCUAUGACGCCCCGGCUGCUGGGAUCUCCCACCCUAUGUGAUGUCUACAGUGAGACGGUGGCCUACGUGCAGUUAACGGAGAUGGAACGCCGAGAACUAGUUCGGAGAGAGUUCCCUCUCAUUGUUAAUGUCGCAAGAAAGAUCUUUGCCAUCGGACCCGAUAAUCAGGGAUUCUUGAAGUUGGCUCGCUUCUCCUGGAGCGGCUAUCGGGACGUCCAAAAAUUCGCAGGAGUGGAUGUUGGCCCCCGAUCUCAGGCUGCACCUCAAGGGGAGGACGGUUAUGGGGCUUGUGGUGAUCUUGAUCAGACAAAACUGAGUCCGGAUGUGGAAUCGACAUUGCAGGAUUACCGGGGGUUUCUGAGGGAACUCUUCCGGUCAAGGGAUGGAGGAGACUUGGGGUGCUUGCGUAAUAUUGCAACUAGACCCUUUGCUCAGGUUCGCAGAUGUUGGUAUGCGGACACCGUUUCUACUGACUUCAUCGUCGACUACCAUCCGGCCUAUGGGAAGAGCCUCUUCAUCGCUACUGGGGGCUCAGACCAUGCUUUCAAGUUUCUCCCAGUCUUGGGGGAGAGAAUCUGCGAGCUGAUCUUGCAGAGUUAUAACGGUAAAGCGGGACCAAGUGAAUCCAUUCAGGAAUUGCAACGUCUAUGGAAGUUUCCAGGCGGGGAUAGUCACGCAAAACUGUAG